This is a messenger RNA of Chanos chanos (milkfish), 3345 nucleotides long. It is a transcript of the gene grin3bb, whose product is annotated as glutamate receptor, ionotropic, N-methyl-D-aspartate 3Bb. The transcript is spliced from 9 exons. Lineage: Eukaryota; Metazoa; Chordata; Actinopteri; Gonorynchiformes; Chanidae. Gene Ontology annotation, biological process: monoatomic ion transport. The record is from RefSeq and is a predicted model, not a curated record. Gene Ontology annotation, cellular component: membrane. Gene Ontology annotation, molecular function: signaling receptor activity; ligand-gated monoatomic ion channel activity.
AUGCCUCUGUCCGUUUGAGAGCGAAGCAGCAUGAAUUUAAUCAUCUCAAGAUUCUUGGCAUACUUUUACUUCGCAUUCCAAGUCGUUCUCCAUUCCCUCAUCGACCGUGGUCUUCCUCACCCGCAGCCGUGUCACAUCCUGGCGCAGAUAGGACACACUGUGCGUCUCGGCGCGCUGCUCCCCACGCGCCAGCCUGCCAGGGUACAGGCUGCCCUGAACCGCGCCCUGCAUGGAUUCGCCGAAACUGGCAACAACUUUCUGCCUUACAACCUGAGCCUGGAGGUGGUGUCUCGAGAGCCCUUGAACGGAGACCCAGAGUCAUUGUUCAGGUGUGUGUGUCAAGCCAUAGUUGUUCAGGGAGUAUCCGCUGUGCUCGCAUUUCCCCAGACACAAGAAGAAAUAGUACAAGUGGAAUUUAUGUCGUCUUUCUUGGAAAUUCCUUUUAUAAGCAUCAUUGAGCACGGAGAUCCGCUCCGAACUCAGAACCGGUUCCAUUUGCAGAUGCUGACCCGUAUGCCCGGGUCGGGACUGGUGGACCUGCUGCUGUCCGUACUGCAGCGUACCGGCUGGGCUGAUGGUACUGCCGUGCUGUGUGAGGGCUGGAGGGAUGCUGGCUUACUGGAGUUACUGGAGCUGAGGGCUCUGUCCACACUGGGAAAUGGACAUUGGCACCUACGUGCCCUCCUCAAUCUCACUCACACUGCUCCUGAGGAAGCACACAUCACUGACUUCCUGUCGGAGCACUUCAGUCAAACACUUCCUCCCGCCUCUGUGCUCCUGUUUGGAUCAGACCCCCAGUGUGCUUCAUCAGUUCUACACAGUGCCCACACUCUGGGCCUGGCCCUGCCCGCUCUGCACUGGAUUAUGGGAUAUCCACUGAGCCCUGAGGAGCUGCAGUCUAUUGGUCUGCCAUUGGGGCUGCUAGCCUAUGGGGAGGUUGACCGCAAACCACUUGACUUCUACAUACAUGAUGCUCUGCAGCUGAUCGGCAGGGCUGUUGCCUCAGCAACCGUGAUCAGACCAGACCUUGCCCUGAUCCAGAACAUGGUCAACUGUUAUGACAAACCCAACAAACAUGAGCUGCCCUCCUCCGGACAGUACUUAGCCAGGUUCCUUUCCAACACUUCGUUUGAGGGACUGACUGGUCCCGUUAGAGUGCAGCGGAACGUGUCACGUGUUCUCACAUCACAGCGUGUUCAUGUGUGGAGCCUGCAGCGGGAUGCUGUAGGCCAGCCUUCCUGGGUGACUGUGGGGAGCUGGGACGGCAGCCAGUUGGAUAUGGAAGAACAGGGUCUGUGGCAUAGCUCUGCCCCUCGCCAACACUCCGACGGUCAGCAGGGUAAGGAAGGAGGGCGGUGGAGACCAGGUGUGCCAGUGGCUGGUCACCGUCUGCGCGUGGUCACGCUGGUGGAGCAUCCUUUUGUGUUCACACGAGAGGUGGACGAAGACGGCACCUGCCCAGCCGGACAGUACUGUCUUGAUGCAGCAACCAACAACUCAGACACACUGAACCGAUACUUUGCUGAAGUAGCGCAGGGUAACAAUAGCUUCCUGCCUGAAGACUAUGCCAAGUGCUGUUACGGAUACUGCAUAGACUUGCUGGAGAAACUAGCGGAGGACAUGCAGUUUGAGUUUGACCUUUACAUUGUUGGUGAUGGGAAGUAUGGGGCGUGGAAGGGUGGCCGCUGGACGGGCCUGGUGGGAGACCUGCUGAACGGCGUGGCAGACAUGGCGGUAACCAGCUUCAGCAUAAACUCUGCCCGCAGUAAAGUCAUGGAUUUCACCAUCCCUUUCUUCUCCACCAGUCUGGGCAUACUGGUGCGCAGCAAAGACACAGCUGCUCCCAUUGGGGCAUUCAUGUGGCCACUUCACUGGUCCAUGUGGAUGGGCAUCUUCGUGGCUCUGCACAUCACCGCACUCUUCCUCACCCUGUACGAGUGGAAGAGUCCCUUUGGAAUGACGCCCCAUGGGAGGAACCGGGUGAAAGUCUUUUCCUACUCUUCUGCACUCAAUCUUUGCUAUGCUAUCCUGUUUGGACGCACUGUUUCCAGCAAGACACCCAAAUGUUGGACUGGCCGGUUCCUAAUGAACCUGUGGGCUAUAUUCUGCCUUCUGGUUUUGUCCAGUUACACAGCCAAUCUGGCAGCUGUCAUGGUUGGAGAGAAGACCUUCGAAGAGCUGUCUGGGAUUCACGAUACCAAGCUCCAUCACCCCUCUCACGGUUUCCGAUUUGGUACAGUACGUGAGAGCAGUGCUGAAGACUACGUGAAGAAGAGCUUUCCAGAGAUGCACGAGUACAUGAGACGCUUCAAUGAGCCCACUACACCAGACGGGGUCUCAACACUGAAGACAGAUCCACCGCAGCUUGAUGCCUUUAUUAUGGACAAAGCCCUGCUGGACUAUGAGGUGUCCAUCGACGCUGACUGUAAACUGCUCACUGUUGGCAAACCUUUUGCCAUUGAAGGUUAUGGGAUUGGACUCCCCCAGAAUUCCCCUCUCACUUCCAACAUCUCUGAGUUCAUCAGCCGAUACAAGUCUGAUGGCUACAUGGACAUGCUGCAUGAUAAAUGGUACAAAGUGGUGCCAUGUGGGAAGAGGGUGUUUGCUGUAACAGAGACCUUGCAGAUGGGCAUUCAGCAUUUCUCAGGCUUGUUUGUGCUGUUGUGUGCUGGUGUUGGAGGUGCUUUGCUCACGCUGGCCGGGGAACACGCCUUUUACCGCCUGGUUCUGCCCCACAUUCGCCGACGGCAGAAAUUCAAAUACUGGCUGCACACAAGUCAGAAAAUCCAUCGGGCGCUGAAUAUGGCCUAUGAGGACGCUAAACGACAGAGGGCCUACACAGAGAAAAGCUGCAACAUUCAGAAGGCCCCGCCCCCCCCACCCCCCCCGGCAGGGUGCUCCAGGUGGAAUAAUGAGGACAGCGAAGCUAAAGACCCCAGAGAAAAUAAGAGGGUUCAUUUCAACCUGGAGACUCUAAACAGUCGCGGGCUGAUCGCUGGCAUGGCGCCACACAGGGGACUGACCAGGGGCCGUAGCCUGGUGGGUCGAGUGAGUGAGAACGGCGGGCCAGUGGCCACGCCCUCCGGCCCGAUUAUACCCCUCCCCCCUCCCGCCUCGUUCCACUCGUCUGCGGGCCUGACCGGGGAGGAGGAGCUGCAGGGGCUCCAGGAGAAGAUUGAGGAGAUCCGCGGCCAGCUGAGGGAGGCACUGGCCCGCCGGGCGGAGCUUCAGACUACACUGGCCAAACAGCGGACCACUCCUGUCACAGCGACCACACAGACUUCUUCUGAUCCCACACCCCCUCUGCACCCACCUCCUGCUAAAGAGUCCAGAGAGAAAAGGUGA